UCUAUCCCGACGGAACGCUCUGCAUCUCGAUCCUUCAUGAUCCUGGAGAAGAUCAGUAUGGAUACGAAGAUGCUGGAGAACGAUGGCUCCCACUCUGAUAAACCCAAUCUGGACAGCCCAGCAAACGUUGAUGGUGCCAAGGAGGUCAGAGAGAACUUUGAUGGUUUGUACUACACUGUGCCCACCUAG
Acaulospora colombiana is the source of this 189-nucleotide messenger RNA. The record is from the annotation of a GenBank genome assembly. NCBI's taxonomy places the organism in Eukaryota, Fungi, Glomeromycota, Glomeromycetes, Diversisporales, Acaulosporaceae.